AUGGCGGAAGAUUGGAUGGAAUUGAGGACAAGAAAGGAAAGGGCUGUAAUGAUGAGUCGAGCACAGAUUGCUAGAACGAUUAUCAUCAGUGGAUACAUUCUAAUGGUAUUGGCGUUCAUUGUGGUUAUUAUUCUUCCUUAUUUUGGAUUACCGUUAAGGCAUUUGACAAAUCUUACGGACCCGGACAAGCCGCUGCCGCUGCAGACUUAUUAUUUUUACGAUAUAGAUAAGAGUCCACAAUUUGAACUAACAUACAUCAUUCAAGCUAUUACAAUUUUCUUGGCCGCCGUAACUUACACUUCAGUAGAUGCUUUUCUCGGACUCACUAUUCUUCACUUGAGUGGUCAAUUAGAAAACUUUAAAGGCCGUGUGAUUACUGAAGGAAGUAAUUUUUCUGCCGCACGAUUAUGUUUUCCAUUAAUGGGUAUCACUAUCUUGUUUUCGCAUGCUUUCGUUUAUUGUGGUGCCGGAGAAAUUGUAACAAUGCAAUGCGAAGAAGUAUAUUAUGCUUUAUGCAAUCUUGAAUGGUACAAAUUAGAACCAAAAAAAGCAAGGAGUCUUAUCUUAUUAAUGAUACGAGCUAGCCAACCUUUCCGUAUUACUGCAGGAAAAAUAUUUCCACUUACGAUGACCACAUUUGGCAGUUUGUUAAAAACAUCGGCUGGCUACAUAUCAUUUUUAUUAGCAAAUCAAAGAUGA
Mycetomoellerius zeteki is the source of this 699-nucleotide messenger RNA. RefSeq lists its product as uncharacterized. NCBI's taxonomy places the organism in Eukaryota, Metazoa, Arthropoda, Insecta, Hymenoptera, Formicidae. Gene Ontology annotation, molecular function: olfactory receptor activity; odorant binding. Gene Ontology annotation, biological process: sensory perception of smell; detection of chemical stimulus involved in sensory perception of smell. The record is from RefSeq and is a predicted model, not a curated record. The transcript has 4 exons. Gene Ontology annotation, cellular component: plasma membrane. Bases 1 to 699 code for a protein of 232 amino acids.